CGGAAGUGAUACUGGGGGAAAAUGUUAGCCUAGCAACGGGACCUACCCAUGGGUGCUUGUCAAUGAGCAUGUUUUAAUGCAAAUAGGUCCAUUUGAGGUUUUCAGCCUGUCUGAGUCCGGGAAGAUGGGUGUGCUCUUCAAGCCACUGAGAUGCGCGAUCCGUCUGGCUGUAAUCCUGUUUGUUUUGGGAAAUGUGUCAGCAUCUGAAUUCAAUCCAUACAAGGUGCUGGGAGUGUCCCGACACGCCGGUCAGGCUGAAAUCAGGAAGGCUUACAAACAGCUCGUCAAAGAGUGGCAUCCAGACAAGAACAAAGAUCCAAGCGCCGAGGACAUGUUUAUCAAGAUUACUAAAUCAUACGAGAUCCUGUCGAGCGAGGAUCGCAGAGCGAACUACGAUCAGUUCGGCCAGACAGACGAGAACCAACACCACAACCAGGCGCCGCACGGUUUCCACCACUUCCAUGACAGUUUUUACUUUGAUCAGUCGUUCUUUCGUUUCACACAGUCAACUCGGGAUUUCACGGACAGCAAGCACCUGUUUCAAUAUGAGAAGUAUAUGAACGAAGUGGUGCCGGAUAGCUUUAAAAGGCCCUAUCUGAUUAAAAUUACAUCAGAGUGGUGUUUCAACUGCAUCCACAUCGAACCUGUCUGGAAGGAAACGGUUCAGGAUAUGGAGCCGUUAGGUGUGGGAAUCGGCGUUGUGGAUAUCGGUUACGAGAAGCGGCUAGCUAAUCAUCUCGGAGCUCGUGGCGCCCCCUCCAUUCUGGCACUCAUCAACGGCAGAGUGACCUUCUUUCACAACGCUGUGUCCCGAGAGAACCUAAGGCACUUUGUGGAAAGUUUGCUUCCUCAGAAGCUCGUCGAAAAGGUGACGGAUGAUAACUACAUACAGUUUUUGAACGGUUGGAAGGGCGAGAACAAACCUAGUGUUCUUCUUUUUCACACUGCUACUUCAGCACCUUUCCUUUACAAGCUGUCUGCAUUUGCAUAUCGAGACUUUGUGAGGUUUGGGUAUGUAGCUCAUAGCGAGAGUACGCGUAUCCAGCAGAAGUUCAGCGUCAACACGUACGCGCCCACUAUGCUGCUGUUUAAAGAGAACACCGAGAAGCCUGCAGACGCUAUACAGUCCAGGGGAAUAAAAAAGCAGACUGUUGAUGAGUUUGUCUCUAGCAACCGCUUCCUUCUGGUGCCACGCCUGGUCAAUCAGAAGUUCUUUGACGAGCUUUGUCCAGUUAAACAGUUCCAUCGCCGUCGGAAAUACUGUGUCUUGCUCAUCACUGGGGAGGAUGAGACGUUUGUGCCUGUAAAUGAUGCCUUCUUUGACUUUGCCUCUUCAAACACUAAAGAGGUGGUGAGAUUUGCCUACGUGUAUCAGAGGCAGCAACAGCCUCUCUGUGAUGCACUGCUCAAAAAGGAAGACAUGAGUCCACCCCAGGUGAUUAUUUUAGAGAGGCGGAGUGCUGCAGGAAAGGUGUUGUACCGGACAGUGACAGGUUGGAAUGGGAGUGACGAUGAUAAGCACCGCCUCUACGAGCAGCUGGAGCUCCUGCAGAGAGACCCAACUAUUCUCACCUAUGAUGCCAUGCUGCCUGAACUGAACAAUGAGCUCGCUUCAAUGUUUCUAAUUCGCUGGGUGAAUGCUGCCUUUGAUUACCUUUCUCAAAUCUGCUUUGAAAUUCUCUACUCAAACUGGCGAGAGGUGAUGCCCAUCGUAUCUCUGAUCUUCUCCGCUCUCUUUAUCCUGUUUGGCACCGUCAUAAUUCAGGCUUUCAGUGACUCCGAGGAUAAAACAGCCAAGCGGAAGGCGAAAGAAUCCCCAAAGACGGCAGGAAGCUCUUCAGAUACAGAAAAUGCAUCCAGUCGUCCUUCAAAGAAGAACUUUGUAGAGGUGACCGAGUUGACAGACAUGACUUAUUAUAGCAAUCUGGUGAAAUUAAAACCAGGACACAUCAACGUGGUGCUGGUUCUCACAGACUCGUCCAAACAGGUCCUGCUAAAGAAGUUUGCCAAAGAAGUGUACUCGUUCUCAGGUUAUCAGACUCUCCACUACUCCUUCCUUAAUACCGAUAAACACAGUAGGUGGAUGGACUCGCUCCUGCAGUUGGCGCCCUCUGCCAGGCUUUCAGAAGAUGAGGAAGAAGAUGGCGCCUCCUCCUGUAGACUGGACUACACCGGCCAUGUGCUGGCCCUUAAUGGCCAUAAAAAGUACUUUUGCCUGUUCAGGCCCACAUUCACAGAGGAUGAAGAUGACGCUAUACAGCUUCAUCACAAACUGGACCGACUGAACCUAUGGAUGGAGAAGUUGACCGAGGGCACACUGCCCAGACACCACGUUCCUGUCUGGCCUGAUCUUCACUCUACAACCCCUAAAAAAUAAAGAGGGGGGUUUGGAACCUCGUGGGAAUCUCUUUCAAAUAUCAGGUCUGGACUCCACUCUGGCUUUUGUAUAUUGUGAAAAGCAGGAGUUGUUGAUGUUAGACUGGGAGUUGACCGCAGGUACAGUCUAUGUAUAAUAGCUGAUAUUGAUUAGAAAAAUAUACUUACACAGAACAUUAUUCUGGAUUAUGCACUGGCUUUCCUCAUGGUAGCACCAGGUACAUGCUUUUUGCUGCCAGCAGGGGUUGCACUACCAACCUUGUUAUUUUGAUGUGGGGGGGGGGUGUUUGGGAGUUAGUCUUUGGACUUUGUUUUAGCUGCUGAUUUCUGCUGUAGGAACAUUUACUGAUCGGUUCAUGCACAGACGAGAGGAAAUUCCUCUCAGAAUGAAAACACACGUAAUGAGUGAGAGUUUGUCUUUGACCAUGUGCCAGAUAUUUAUUGUACAGAAAUUAGUUAUGUAACAAAAUAACUACCAUUUUGGGAUAUAUUGAAAUGGCAGUAUUUCCCUUUGUGUGCUGGAAACAAUUUUCUUUUACCCACAAAUGCUGUUUUAGAUGCGAAUCUGACUAAAAUACAUAAAUGAUCUGUCCAUUAUUUUCCUAAAAACCGUUACUAAAGAUACAUGGCUUGAUCAUCUAUUACUGCUGACUGCAUUAAUAAUUUAAGUAGCAGAAAUGUCCAAUGUUUUUGUAGCAUCUUUAAUCCACAGCUGGUCAAAAGCUGUGAUAGGUCAGUCACGGUUUGAAUGCGCUUCUUAUUCUAAACUAUAUAACCAAACUAAACCUGUUGAAAACGCUAUUACUUCUUGAUUUAUUUGUGUGUGUGUGUGUGUGUGUGUGUGUGUGUGUGAUUGUGAAAUGUUUGCUUGCAUGAGGGGAAAAAAUAUUUGCCAUGUUUUGCUUUGACUUCUCGCAUGUAGUGCCUUUUUUUCCCAAUUUCAUCUUCUGACACAUGGAAAAACUUCUCACGUUUACAUUUUCCCCAGCGUAAAAUAUCACGUCCAACAUUAAUUUAACACGUGUGUGUUUGAGAAGGUCUAAACUUUUCUCAAAGGUAAGUUCUAAAGACCUGGCCUCGGAUGAUUUCACUAUUAUUUGAAGAAAGAUAUUUUAAUUUAUAAGAUGUCACUUUGUUUGUUUGUUCCAAGUCUUAUUCAUAAUGUUUAACUUAAAUAAACUUGACUCAAAGACUGCAAAA
This is a messenger RNA of Silurus meridionalis, 3576 nucleotides long. RefSeq names its product DnaJ (Hsp40) homolog, subfamily C, member 16 like (gene dnajc16l). Lineage: Eukaryota; Metazoa; Chordata; Actinopteri; Siluriformes; Siluridae. Bases 77 to 2377 code for a protein of 766 amino acids. The record is from RefSeq and is a predicted model, not a curated record. The transcript is spliced from 15 exons.